AUGAUUUUACAUUUCAUCUCUUUAUUUCUCAUUUUUCUUCAGUCAUUUACUUCUGGACAAGUACUCGAAUGUCCAUAUGGUUGGAAAGAAUUUACCGGUACGGCUUCUUGCUAUCGCUUUGUUCGUUAUCCAAAAGCAAAUUAUGACAAUGCUAUUGCUCUAUGUCAGACAAGUCUUUUGAGUGUUGAAUCAUUACCCGAACAUUUAUUUGUACAAGAUUGGUUAAAUGUACAUGAUCCUUCAACACAACGUUGGAUUACAAGUGGUCGACGUAAUGGACCAUUUUGGCAAUGGGCAAAAUCAACAGGUUUAAUAAAUUUACAAUUUGAUCAAGGAUGGUUACCACGUACUGAACAAGAACAACGAAUACGUUCAUAUCUUGUCUAUGCUUAUCAAAGCGGACAAUGGGGUUGGUUACCAUAUGAUAUAGCACCGGCGGAAGUUUUACCAUUUAUUUGUGAAGUUCCUAUACGAGAUACCUAUGGUGUUAUGACUAGUUAUCGAGGCAUUGAAUAUGGUCUUCCAUCAAAUAUUGAACAACGUUUUGUUCCUCGUGCACCGAAAUUUUAUGAACAACCUCAAGAUCAAGAAUUUGGUCGAAUCGAUCAAAUAACACUGGGUGGUGGUAGUACAUUUGGUAUUAGUAAAUUAUCAUUAGCUAUUGUUGUAACAUUAACAUGUCGAGCUGAUGCUUAUCCAGUUUCUGAUUAUUAUUGGUUUCGAAUGACUAGUGGUAUUAUAUCUGAAGCAGUCUUUGUUAAUUUAAAUGAUCCACGAUAUUUUCAACAUGGUGGAAAUUUAAUGAUUAAUAAUCCAACUAGUGAUGAUAGUGGAACAUAUUUUUGUAAAGCUAGUAAUAUCUUUGGUACAGCUAUUAGUAAUCGUGUAUAUUUACGUGAAAUAACAUUGGGUCAAUUUGAAAAACGUGAACGACCAAAAGUUAUUGCAGAUGGUCAUCGUGAUGCAAUUAUUGAUUGUUUAUAUAAAAAUACAAAUACUGGAGAUCUUAAUUAUGCUUGGUUUAAAGGUGCUAUAAAUCAAAAAGUACAACAAACCGCUGAACGUUUUAUAUCUCGAAAUGGAAAUUUAUAUUUUUCACGUGUAACAGAUGGUGAUUCAGGAAAAUAUUAUUGUGCUGUUCAAUCUGAAAAUACUCGUCUUCGUUAUUUACCAUCACAAACAAGUGAAGGAACAGAAUUAGAUGUUCGUUCAACAUUUGGACAAGAACGUAGUCCACGUAUAUUUCCAAAUUUUCCACAUGUUUUUCCUACAACACGUUUACCAAGAUUAGGUGAAAAUGCAUCAAUUGAAUGUAUAGCUGAAGGUUAUCCUGUUCCAACUUAUCGUUGGUUUCGUGAAGAUGAAGGUGGUGGUUUAGCUCCAUUACAAUCAAAAGCUAUUCUACUUAAUUUUAAUCGUGAAUUAAUUAUACCAAAUUUACAACGUGAUGAUAUAGGUUUAUAUCGUUGUGAAGCAUCAAAUACACGUUCAGUUGUUUAUCAAUCUGUUUCAUUACAAGUACAAAUUGAUCCUGUUUUUGUUGUACCACUUGAUGAUCAAGUACUUGAUAUAGGAACUGUUUUAUCAUGGUAUUGUGAAGCAUAUCCAAAUGAUUUAAAUCAAUUACGUUAUUCAUGGUUUAUUAAUGGUACAGAAAUCUUUUGGGAACGUUUAACAUUAGUACAACAACAACGUUUAACAAUAACAAAUAAUCUAUUGAUGAUUAAUAAUGUUCAACCAUUUGAUAAUGGAAUUUAUCAAUGUGCUGCAACAAAUACACAAAAUAAUGUUCAACGUUUUAGUACAGCUGAAUUACGUGUUAUUACAUUAGCACCAACAUUUGGAAAGAAUACAAUGGUAUCAACAUUAAGAUCAACUGUCGGAGGUUUAGUCACAAUUGUUUGUAAUCCAGAAGGUGCACCUAGACCACAAAUACAAUGGUUUAAAAAUAAUGUUCAAUUAGGUGUUGAAGGAAGUGUACAAAUUUUUCCUAAUGGAAAUUUAGCAAUUACAAAUAUUCAAUUAACAGAUGCUGGUAAUUAUUCAUGUAUGGGAACUAAUCAAUAUGGUGUCGCACAACAAAGUACCUAUGUUUAUGUUAUGCCGGAAGGUACAACAAUAAUAUCAACACCAGGUGGACGUGAUGUUAUUCUAAAUCAAACUAUUGUUAUACCAUGUGAUGCUCGUUCAAUGAAUCAAAUGGAUUUAACAUUCUAUUGGCGUUUUAAUAAUGAAAUUUUAACUAUUGAUAAUAGACGUUUUCGACAAGAUAAUCCUGAUCGUCCAGGUGAUUUACGUAUUAUACAAGCUCAAUAUAGUAAUGCUGGACGAUAUACAUGUGUUGCACAAACAACAGUUGAUGAACAAUCAUCAUCCUAUCAAUUAAAUGUUUUUGGUCCACCUGGACCAAUGGCUGGUGUACGUUGUACACAACCAUUUCAACGUCAAGUUACAUUAUCAUGGGUUGUUGGUAAUGAACAUGGUGCACCAAUAAUACAUUAUACAAUUGAAUCAUUAUCUAAUCAUCGAUCAUGGUGGAUAUUUCAUGGAAAUUUUACUAUUGCGGCUCCAGCAAAUAAAUUUAUAACAAUGACAUUAACUGGUUUAUCUGCAUUUACAGAUUAUCGUUUUCGUGUAUUGGCAACAAAUAUGUAUGGUUCAGGUGAACGAUCAGAAAUUUCACCACCAUGUGUUACACAACCAGAUAUUCCAGGUUUAGCACCAGCACGAUUAGGUGGUGGUGGUGGAAAAUUAGGAGAUUUAAGAGUUGUUUGGGAUCCAUUACCAAUGGAUUUCUGGAAUGGACCUAAUUUAACUUAUCGUAUAUAUAUACAAAAACAAGGAGAAAAUCGACAACAAAUAUAUACUGUACUGGAUCCAUUACGAAAUUUUUUUAUAACUCAUCUGUCUGAUAAAAUGUAUUAUUUUCCAUAUAAUGUUCGUAUCUCAGCUGUGAAUAUUCUUGGUGAAGGACCUGUAUCUGGUAAUGUAACAAUACGUUCAGCUGAAGAUCGUCCAUCACGUCAAGUUCUUAAUGUUAAAUGUAAUCCAUAUAAUAGUACAGCAAUGACUGUAACAUGGGAUAUGAUUGAUGAAAAUGAUUAUGCUGUUUUACGUGGUCGUUUACUUGGUUAUAAUGUUCGUUAUUGGCGUAAAGGUAUUGAUGAACUUACAAAUUAUUGGGAACGUCGUUUUCCAGGUCAACGUUCACGUGCUAUUAUAAUUGGUCUUGAAUCAAAUAUUGAAUAUGCUGUUCGAGUUUCUGUUUAUACACAAUUUGGUGAUAGUCCUGAAGGUAGUUAUUUUUCACAUCGAACAUUUCGUUUACCACCACUUAUUCCACCACAAUAUGUAACAAUUCGACAACCGAGACGUGAUAAAGAUAAACGUGUAAGACUAAUUGGCGACCUUUAUAUGUAUAAAUUAGAAGUUGAAUGGCGUGGAAUAUCAACUACAUCCGAUGAAGAACCAUUAGAAGGUUAUAUGGUUAAAGUUUGGGAACAUUAUCAAUCAAUACGAAAUGCAACAAUUUAUUAUGUUGAUGGAUCGAAAUAUAAAAUAACAAUUGAUAAUUUAUAUAAAAAUCGUAAUUAUAAAUUACGUGUUCAAGCUUGGUCACUUGGUGGUGAAGGAAAAUAUUCAUCACCUGAAAAAGAAUUUCGAUUUGAUAAUGAUGGACGUUUAUUAAUACUUUAUAAUCCUGAUACAAGUCUUCUUUAUCAUAAUAAAUCAUCGAAACAAUAUUCAUCAAUGACCAUAGCGCCAAGUUCACAACAUAUGCUAAGUGAUUCAAAUAAAUCUCGAAAUAGUGAUUGGCCAGCAUCUCCAACUGAUAUUUCGUUCACAACAAGUCCCGGGAAUUCAACCGAUGAGACUGUGGAAAAAUCAACUGCAACUCGGCGUUGGAAACCUAUUCUUAUUGGUAUGGUUCUUAGUUUAUUACUAGGAAGUAUUGCUAUUGCAACAGUGACAACUAUGUGGCUCCAGCCAAUUUCAACAGUUUCUACCACGACUGUAACAACUACUAGCACAACUUCAGUAACAACGACAACUAGUACUACAACUUCAACGACUAGCACAACCAGUACAACUUCAGCAACAACAUCAACUAGCAGUACUAGUACAACUUCGGUAACAACAACAACUAGUAGUACUAGUACAACUUCAGCAACAACAACAACUAGCACUACAAGUUCAACAAGCUCAACAACUAGUACAACUUCAGUAACAACAACAACCAGCACUACAAGUUCGACAAGCUCAACAACUAGUACGACUACUACUAGUGUUACUACGACUACGACAGCAACAAGUAUAUUUUCAAUAUCAUAUUCUGAAAGUUUUACAAAUGGAGUUGCUGCUACAACUCAAUGUACUGCAUGGACAAAUUUUGUUGCUCAAUUAACAGCUUCAUCAUAUUCAUCAUUAACAAUGAGUGGUACAUUUGAUCCAGUCGGUAUAACAACAACCGAUCCUACUGUAGUAGCUGCUAUUGCAUUAGCUUUAAGCACAUCAACUACAUAUGGACCGGUAACAUCGAAUGGUCAUUCAUGGAUGGUUGGUAGUUGUGGUGGAACUGAGUUAAGCGCUAGUGGUUCUAUUUGUGCAUGCCCAACUUUAGAUUAUAUUGUUCGCCCAUGUAUAAGCAAUGCGAAUUUUGGUGGGAUAAAUACUACUACUUGUGGUGGACCUACUCAAACAAUGACAGUAACAUUUCAAUGA
Messenger RNA from Adineta steineri, 4722 nucleotides. The record is from the annotation of a GenBank genome assembly. Lineage: Eukaryota; Metazoa; Rotifera; Eurotatoria; Adinetida; Adinetidae.